GCGCUAAGCGAUUUGGCGCUAGUGUGUGUCCGGUGUUCUGUAAUCAGCUGCUGCAGCGCAGACACUUUCCACUUUGAGCUUCUGGCUGUUUUUGAAUCAUACAGUGCCGUGACCUUCAUGGCCAGUCAUGUCUGAAGAAGAGAUCAAGGUUUCCGAUGAGCUUUUCAAAGAUGUCAAAUUCUACGUGGUUGGGGAUAUUGACCAAAAGGUGGUGCAGCUGCUAAAAGCAGGAAAAGCAAAGGAGGUGUCCUACAAUGCUCUGGCCACUCACAUCAUUGCAGAGGAUGGGGACAACCCUGAGGUGGGCGAGUCAAGAGAGGUUUUUGACCUUCCUGUUGUCAAGCCAUCCUGGGUCAUUCUGUCGGUCCGAUGUGGAGACCUGUUACCAGUUACUGGCUUCUCGCCAGAAUCGGGGCAGAUAUUCUUUGGUGUCACAGCUUGUCUUCCCAGACUUCCUGAUGAUCUCAAUGCUCUGUGGGCUUACAUAACCUUUUAUGGAGGAGAAUGCCAGCUUAACCUAAACAAGAAGGUCACUCAUUUAAUAUUGAAGGAACCUAAAGGGGCUAAAUUUGAGUGUGCCCUGAAGCACUCCGGCAUCAAGAUUGUCACCCCUGACUGGAUCACAGAUUCUGUUAAAGAUAAAGCCAGGAAGGAGGAGGCACUCUAUCACCCCAGACUCACAUAUGUGGAGCCAGAGGAAGAGGAGGAGAGUGAAGCAGAGUCAUACAACCGUCAUUCUGAUGGAAGCUACAGCCCCCAGCGAUCCCGGCUGUCCAGUGGUGGCUCAUCAGAUGAGGAGUCCAGCCCCCGCAGACGACCGGGACCCAAAAGACUGAAUUCUGUCUCCCCGACCUCUCCACGCAAACCCGAGCGCCGCAGCGAACGGAUGUUUGAUGAUUCAGACGACGACUCUUCCACAGAGAAGGAGGGCACCAACCUCAACUGGACGCCGGCUGAGGUGGUCACCCCAGCUCCUCCUAUUACAACCGGUACAGCCAGGCGUCGGAGUGGGCCACCCGGCAUCAAAGACCCAGUGUCGUCCACAGGCAGUGGGCUGAUCAACCUAUGUGCGAAUGUGCCUCCUGUGCCCGGUAGUGGCGGUGCCGUGCCUGCAGAGGCUCGCUCCGCUGCUGCCGCCAUCGCUCACUCCGCACAGCAAGGUGUAUCUGUUCCAGAGAGCAUGUCAGGGUGGAGCCCGGCUGUUAGAACGCUCCGCAACAUCACCAACAACUCCGACAUGCAGCCUGCCAAUCGAGCAGCCAGCGUUCAUUCCCACAGGAUGGCUUCCUCCUGGGCUGUGUGUUUGGUAUCGCCGACUAUCCAGAACAGAUGGCUGACAAACAGCUCCUUGCUACAUGGAAGAGGGUCAUUCAGGCGUGUGGAGGCUCAGUUGAUCCAACCCUAACCAGCCGCUGCACACAUCUGCUGUGUGAAAGUCAGGUCAGCAGCAUGUACGUACAGGCACUCAGAGAGGGGAAACGCUGUGUAACCGCCCACUGGCUCAACACUGUGCUGAAGAAGAAGAGGAUGGUUCCUCCUCACCGGACGUUACAUGUGCCAUUUGCCUUCCCUCCUGGAGCCAAACCCUGUUCUCAGCACAUCAUAUCAGUGACGGGUUUUAUGGAUGCUGACAGAGAUGAUCUAAAACUGAUGGCCUACCUGGCUGGUGCCAGAUACACCGGAUAUCUUUGUCGCAGUAACACUGUCCUCAUUUGCAAAGAACCCAGUGGGCUUAAAUAUGAGAAGGCCAAGGAGUGGAAGAUCCCUUGUGUGAAUGCCCAGUGGCUGUGUGAUAUACUGCUGGGCAACUUUGAAGCACUGAGACAAAUCCAGCACAGCCGAUACUCCAUCUACACACAUCCUGAACCACUGGUGCCUAACCCACAGCUGGUCCAGAACCUGCUUGCCGCUUGGAGAACACCAAUCAAAGUCUCUUCUGAAGCUUUGGCGAGCCUCCAGCUGCUGCAGAAGCAGAAGAUCAGCGACUCAGCAAACCCACCUGCAAACAAGAAGGCCAGACUGGAAGAGAUCCAGUCCCCGAGUAAGAAGCUUCCUCCAGAGUCCACUCCUCGGGUCAUGUUCACAGGCUUUGAGCCUAUGCAAGUACAGCAGUACACCAAGAGGUUACAUGCUUUAGGUGGUGAGCUUGCAGACAGCAGUCAGAAAGUCACUCACCUUGUGGCCAGUAAGGUGACUCGCACCGUCAAGUUCCUCACUGCCAUGUCUGUGGUCAAACACAUAGUCACCCCAGAGUGGCUGGAGGAAAGCUGGAGGAGUCAGAAGUUUGUGGACGAGCAGAGUUGCACUCUGAGGGACGCAGAAGCGGAGGUGUUGUUUGGCUUCAGCCUGGAGGAGUCGCUAAAGAGAGCCCAAAGUGCACCUCUCUUUAAGGGGAAGUACUUCUACCUCACACCAGGGAUCUGUCCAAGCCUCAGCACAAUGAAGUCCAUUCUGGAGAGCGCCGGAGGAAAGCUGCUGACCAAGCAGCCCUCAUACAGAAAGAUCAUGGAGCACAAUCAGAAUAAGAACCUUCCGGAGAUCAUAUUAAUUUCCUGCGACAAUGACCUUCACCUCUGCAGGGAAUACUUCUUGAAAAACAUUGAUGUCCACAAUGCUGAGUUCAUUCUGACUGGAGUUCUCACCCAGAAACUUGACUAUGAAUCAUAUAAGUUCACUUGAUGACGCAGCAGUGAAGCAUAAAGAAGAGGACGCGGGACAGAAUGAGGACGACCGUGUGUACAGUCCAGCCACACUGACUUUUCUAUGUUUUUAUUUCUGUGCAGAUGUCUCCAGUCUUUUUGUAGCCUUUUGUUACCUGUUUGAGACGAAUUAAAUGGAUGUUAUUUUUGUGAAAUAAUUGUUUAAAUUAUGGGGGAUGAAACUUUGUUUUCUGUUGUUGAGAAUAGGAUGUGUAAAGCUUCAGCUCACAAAUGCUGCUUUUUGGAAUAAAAACUACACUUUGAUUGUGAAAAA
Messenger RNA from Haplochromis burtoni (Burton's mouthbrooder), 2973 nucleotides. It is a transcript of the gene paxip1, whose product is annotated as PAX interacting (with transcription-activation domain) protein 1. Lineage: Eukaryota; Metazoa; Chordata; Actinopteri; Cichliformes; Cichlidae. Gene Ontology annotation, biological process: positive regulation of transcription initiation by RNA polymerase II. Gene Ontology annotation, cellular component: nucleus. The record is from RefSeq and is a predicted model, not a curated record.